This is a messenger RNA of Labrus bergylta (ballan wrasse), 3183 nucleotides long. Lineage: Eukaryota; Metazoa; Chordata; Actinopteri; Labriformes; Labridae. The record is from RefSeq and is a predicted model, not a curated record.
UGGCUGUCAGCGGGGGGGGGGGCUACUCUCUUACCUGCCGUACCUGUACGAAGGAGUGCCAGUCGUCAUCGUCCGACUCCGAGUCAGGAUACACCUUUUCUUCCUCCUGCAGCCCGGAGAGGUAGAAGUCGGCCAGGAAGGCUGGGAGCUGAACCAGCGACUGCAGCAGGACACCGAGCAUGGAGCCUAUCACGUCGUGGAGCGAGGAGCGAGUCAGCGAGUGGCUCCAAGGUCUGGACGCCCCCCUGCAUCAAUACCAGGUGUCUGAGUGGCGUUUGUCAGGUAUGGAUCUGCUCCAACUGACCUCCAAGGACCUGGAGAAGUUGGGAGUGUUCAAGAUCGGACACCAGGAGCUGAUCCUGGAGGCUGUGGAGAAACUGUGCUCUCUGACGUACGGCAUGGGAGGGGAGAACCUGCGCAGCCUCACCGAGAAGCUGCGCGCCGUGGCCCACACCCUCCAAAUGGGCAUCCAGAGCAGCUGGCGCCGCAACAGCUACGACGGAGGCAGCACGGUGAGGCUGCCCGCGGGCGUCCUGCAGGUCGUGGUGGAGCUCAUCACCUCUGCCAAAGGACUCUUCUCUCUGCUCAACAGGUAUCAGUUUUCCCAGCUCAGUGGAUACACCUCCAGUAAGAGCAUCCUCAACUACUGCAGAGAACUGGGAGAAAUCGUCCACAAGGAUAACUCCGUCUUUGAUAAGGAAAAGGACAUCAUCUCUGUGUGCCGUCAGAUGGUGGCAGUUUGUGAUGAGAUCCUGAACUCCAGCUCCAACUCCUUUCUUACCCACACUGCUCAGCUGGAGAGUGUCGACCUGGUGCCUGUGGCACCUGGAGAUCAGCUGGGAAUCGAGAUAACGUCGACGGGCUCCAGUAAUCACUACGUGACUGGAACUGCAGCUGAGCCUUCAGCCGAUAUUUUUGUGAAGAUCUUGGCUGGUGAUGAAGUGAUUCAAGUCAACGAUCAGAUAGUGGUGGGCUGGAGCAGAGCUAACCUGGUCAAGAAGCUGAAGGAGAAUCCCAGCGGGGUCACUCUGGUCCUGAAGAAGAUACCUGGAUCAGUGAGACACAGAGACCCCGUCCUGCUCUCCCCCCAACAGAAAGAAGAAGAAGAAGAAGAGGAGACAGAGGAGAGGUCAGAGGGGGAAGAGGAGGAUAACCCAAGGCACUCCAUAUUUGAGAGGGUAGCAGCGUCUGUCCGGUCCCUGUCUUUUAGGCACGGACUCAAAAUGAGCUUUUAUUGUGUUUUGAAGAGUGACAGAUUUGAUCGUCACUUGGCAGUUUCACUCAGGCUCACUGCUGGGUUCAUGAAGAAUAACUACAUUAUUAACAUUCUCUCAGGGAGAGACUUUGUCAGCUCGGAAAACUUGAGGCUCUCUCCGAGCCGGGUACGAGACCGGUCGCCAUUACCCAGAAGUCCGUCGCCCUUGGCAUUCAGAAGUCCCUCUCCUCAGGGAGUCAACGAGGAAAGAGCGAGUGUCAGUUCCUGCCCUGAGAUGGUAGGACACACGGGGAAUAAAGACACAAAGAAGUCUUCUACUAAAGGCAUGACAACGGCUCUGAGUCGGCGGCGCGUGUCCUGCCGGGAGCUGGGUAAACCUGACUGCGACGGCUGGCUGUGGAAGAAGAGAAAGGAGAGUGGCGUGUUCAUCACCCAGAAGUGGCAGCGCUUCUGGUUCAUCCUGACGGGGCCUUCACUCUACUGGUACACGAGCCAACAGGACGAGAAGGCCGAGGGUUUCGUCAACAUAUCGAGUUUUGACAUCGAGAGCGCUGGAGAGCACAAGAGGAAAAAUGUGUUUCAAAUGUGCCACCGGAGAUUUCACAACUUCGUCUUCGCUGCCGAUAACCUCGGGGACAUGACCAAGUGGAUUAACAAGCUGAUAACGGCCAUAAAGAAUCAUAAGCACAAAGGCCCUGAGAGUGAAGAAGAAUGUUACAGUGAGACUGAAUCAGAGAGCGAGGGAUCACCUUCAACCCGCAGAAGAAACAAGAAAGUGCAGUCCAACACUCUGCCUCGACCCAAAAGGAAGAUCGACAAGGUUCCAUUCUCGAGUCCGUCAUCAGGGGGCAGCAAAGGAACAGGAGGACCGGUGGACGAGAUGGGUAUGAUGCUGAACAACAUAAAGGAGGGAGGAGUGACUCUGAUCGGCAGCGAGCAGCCGUUCACGCACGACCACUUCAGGAAGUCGUUCAUACGACGCAACAAGAACCCCGUCAUCAACGAGAAAGCGCACACGCUCAGGGCCCUGCAGAGCACACUGAAGGCCAAAGAGGCGGAGCUUCUGCAGAUCAACAAGCUCCUGGAGGAGUCCAGCCUGACGCCUUCAAAGUAUCGUCAGUGGAAGGAGAGCAACGAGGAACUAAUCCAGGAAAUCGAGAGAGUUGUAUCACUCAAGGCCGCCAAAGAAAAAGACGGCGGGGCAGCGCAGGGCACACCUGCCGAGGAGGUUGCCUCGGAAACCGUCGCCACGGAAACAGCGGCCGAAGGCGCAUACAGACUGAGCCUCAGCGACGGGGAGCAGUUGGUGGACGCGGAACCCGCCGAUGUCUUUUUGGAGAUCCCUCAGGGCUCCCCGAGUCCCGAGGGAAGUCCGGUGUUAGAACUCUCCCUGGGAUCUCUGCAGGAGUCAAUAAAUAAACAGCUGAGCGAGAUGGCGGAGAGCGGAGAGGCUACGGAAAACUACUUUUACAUUUGAGAAACCCCCCCGACUCUCCUCUGGCACACGCUGUCACAUCACUGCACAGUUUCUCUGUUUAAUCGAAUCAGACAAAUGAAAGACGUUCAUCAGGUUUGCACGGUGACAAAGGUGCAUCCACCUGAAACGAUCAGCCGAACACAACAUUCAAAAAAUCUGCACUUUAAUCAAGUUUGUGGGUUCAAUGCAUCAGAUUUGGACUUAGAUUUCAAACAGCAAAAAAAAAAAGUGUACAAUGCAGAAAAGAACAAAUUGCCAAGUGUCAUUCUUACUUCAGUAUGUAUUUAUAAAUUCUAAGACUGUUCUUCUGAUAAAAAAAUGUAGGACUUUUUAGAGAAUUUGUAAUAUAAGUCCUGCCUCUUUUAAUGUGACAUGUAAAUACAAUUUUACAAUAAAUACUGUGUGUAUUUGUUUAUUGACACGACCUUAAUAAAGGUUUACUUUUUAAAUAUUUUGCACAUGAAAUAUGCCUUAAAAUCACUGCUCCAUC